This is a messenger RNA of Kogia breviceps (pygmy sperm whale), 6656 nucleotides long. RefSeq names its product integrin subunit alpha 2 (gene ITGA2). Gene Ontology annotation, cellular component: integrin complex; external side of plasma membrane. Gene Ontology annotation, molecular function: integrin binding. The record is from RefSeq and is a predicted model, not a curated record. Lineage: Eukaryota; Metazoa; Chordata; Mammalia; Artiodactyla; Physeteridae. Gene Ontology annotation, biological process: integrin-mediated signaling pathway; cell-matrix adhesion; cell adhesion mediated by integrin.
AUGCGGCCAGGACGGACAGGCGGCACACUGCUGCGGCUGGCGUUAGUGCUCAAUCAAGGCAUUUUAAAUUGCUGUGUGGCGUACAAUGUUGGUCUCCCGGAAGCAAAGAUAUUUUCUGGUCCUUCAAGUGAACAGUUUGGCUAUGCAGUGCAGCAGUUCAUAAAUCCAGAAGGCAACUGGUUACUGGUUGGUUCACCAUGGAGUGGCUUUCCUGAGAACCGAAUGGGAGAUGUGUAUAAAUGUCCUGUUGAUCUAUCCACCACUACAUGUGAAAAACUGAAUUUGCAAACUUCCACGAGCAUUUCCAACGUUACUGAGAUGAAAACCAACAUGAGCCUUGGCUUGACACUGACAAGGAACGUGGGAACAGGAGGAUUUCUUACCUGUGGCCCCCUGUGGGCACAGCAGUGCGGAAGUCAGUUUUACACAACCGGGUUAUGCUCUGAUGUCAGUCCCGAUUUUCAGCUCCUGACCAGCUUUUCACCUGCAGUUCAGACCUGCCCUUCCCUCAUAGAUGUUGUGGUUGUAUGUGAUGAAUCAAACAGUAUUUAUCCCUGGGAUGCAGUAAAGAACUUUUUGGAAAAAUUUGUGCAAGGCCUGGAUAUAGGCCCCACAAAGACACAGAUGGGGUUAAUUCAGUAUGCCAAUUAUCCAAGAGUUGUGUUUAACCUGAACACUUUUAAAACCAAAGAUGAAAUGAUUAAAGCAACAUCCCAGACAUCCCAAUAUGGUGGAGACCUCACAAAUACAUUCAAAGCAAUUCAAUAUGCAAGAGAUUCUGCUUAUUCAGCAGCUGCUGGUGGACGACCAGGUGCUACCAAAGUCAUGGUGGUUGUAACUGAUGGUGAAUCCCAUGAUGGUUCAAUGUUGAAAGCCGUAAUUGAUCAAUGUAACAACGACAAUAUACUGAGGUUUGGCAUAGCAGUUCUUGGGUACUUAAACAGAAAUGCCCUUGAUACUAAAAAUUUAAUAAAAGAAAUUAAAGCAAUUGCCAGUAUUCCAACAGAAAGAUACUUUUUCAAUGUUUCUGAUGAAGCAGCUCUACUAGAAAAGGCUGGGACAUUAGGAGAACAAAUUUUCAGCAUUGAAGGUACUGUUCAAGGAGGAGACAACUUCCAAAUGGAAAUGUCGCAAGUGGGAUUCAGCGCAGAUUACUCUCCUCAAAAUGAUAUUUUGAUGCUGGGUGCAGUAGGAGCUUAUGACUGGAGUGGGACUGUUGUCCAGCAGACAUCUCAUGGACAUUUGAUCUUUCCUAAACAAGCUUUUGACCAAAUUCUGCAAGACAGAAAUCACAGUUCAUAUUUAGGUUACUCUGUGGCUUCAAUUUCUACUGGAAAAAGUGUCCACUUUGUUGCUGGAGCUCCUCGGGCAAAUUAUACCGGCCAGAUAGUGCUGUACAGUGUUAAUGAGAGUGGCAAUAUCACAGUUAUUCAGUCUCACAGAGGUGACCAGAUUGGCUCCUAUUUUGGUAGUGUGUUGUGUGCAGUCGAUGUGGACAAAGACACCAUUACAGAUGUGCUCUUGGUAGGUGCGCCAAUGUACAUGAAUGACCUAAAGAAAGAGGAAGGAAGAGUCUACCUGUUUAUUAUCACAAAGGGCAUUUUGAAUUGGCACCAAUUUCUGGAAGGCCCCGAGGGUGUUGAAAAUGCUCGGUUUGGUUCAGCGAUUGCAGCUCUUUCAGACAUCAAUAUGGAUGGCUUUAAUGAUGUGAUCGUUGGUUCACCUUUGGAAAAUCAGAACUCUGGAGCUGUGUACAUCUACAAUGGUCAUGAGGGCACCAUUCGACUGAGGUAUUCCCAGAAAAUCUUGGGGUCUGAUGGAGCCUUUAGGAGCCACCUCCAGUACUUUGGGAGAUCCCUGGAUGGCUAUGGAGAUUUAAAUGGGGAUUCCAUCACUGAUGUGUCUGUUGGUGCCUUUGGACAGGUCAUUCAGCUCUGGUCACAGAGUAUUGCUGAUGUAUCUGUAGUUGCUUCGUUCACACCAGAAAAAAUCACUUUGCUCAACAAGAACGCUGAGAUAAACCUUAAACUCUGUUUCAGCGCCAAGUUUAGACCUGCUAAGCAAAACAAUCAAGUGGCCAUUGUAUAUAACAUCACAAUUGAUGCAGACCAAUAUUCAUCCAGAGUAACCUCCAGGGGAUUAUUUAAAGAAAGUAAUGAAAGGUGCUUGCAGAAGACCAUGAUAGUAAAUCAAGCACAGAGUUGCUCUGAGUACAUCAUUCACAUACAGGAGCCCUCUGAUGUUGUCAGCUCUCUGGAUCUGUGUGUGAACAUCAGUCUGGAAAACCCUGGCACUAACCCUGCCCUCGAAGCCUACUCUGAGACAGUCAAGGUCUUCAGUAUCCCUUUCUAUAAAGAUUGUGGUGAUGAUGGAGUUUGCAUCUCUGAUCUAGUUCUAGAUGUUCAACAGCUACCAGCAGCUCAACAACAGCCCUUCAUUGUCAGCAACCAAAACAAAAGGUUAACAUUUUCAGUAACACUGAAAAACAAAAAGGAAAGUGCAUACAACAGUGGGAUUGUUGUUGAUUUUUCAGAAAAUCUGUUUUUUGCUUCCUGGUCCAUGCCGGUUGAUGGGACAGAAGUGACAUGCCAGAUUGCUUCAUCUCAGAAGUCUGUUACCUGCAAUGUGGGCUACCCUGCUUUAAAAAGGGAACAACAGGUGACUUUCACUAUUAACUUCGAUUUCAAUCUUCAAAACCUUCAGAAUCAGGCCUCUGUCAGUUUCCAAGCCUUAAGUGAAAGCUACGAGGAAAACCAGGCAGAUAAUUCAGUCCACUUCAAACUCUCUCUGCUGUAUGAUGCCGAAAUUCACAUAACAAGAUCUACCAACAUAAAUUUUUAUGAAGUCUCCUCGGAUGGGAAUAUUCCUUCUAUUGUGAACAAUUUUGAAGAUAUUGGUCCAAAAUUCAUCUUCUCCAUUAAGGUAACAACAGGAAGUGUUCCAGUCAGCAUGGCAUCCGUAAUCAUCCAUAUCCCUCAAUACACCAAAGGCAAGAACCCGCUGAUGUACCUGACUGGGGUGCACACGGACCAGGCUGGUGACAUCAGUUGCAAAGCCGAAAUAAAUCCACUGAAAAUAGGACAAACAUCUUCUUCUGUAUCUUUCAAGAGUGAAAAUUUCCGUCAUGUAAAAGAAUUGAACUGCAGAACCGCUUCAUGUAGUAACGUCACCUGCUGGCUAAGAGACCUUCAGGUGAAAGGAGAAUACUUCCUUAAUGUGUCUACCAGAAUUUGGAACGGGACUUUCGCAGUAUCGACUUUUCAGACAGUACAGCUGACAGCAGCGGCAGAAAUAGACACCUAUAACCCUCAGAUAUAUGCGAUCGAAGAAAACGCCGUCACGAUUCCCAUUACCAUAAUGAAACCUCAUGAGAAAGCUGAAGUACCAACCGGAGUUAUAGUAGGAAGUGCAAUCGCUGGAAUCCUUUUGUUACUAGCUCUGGUUGCGAUUUUAUGGAAGCUUGGAUUCUUCAAAAGAAAAUAUGAAAAAAUGACCAAAAAUCCAGAUGAAAUUGAUGAGACCACAGAACUCAACAGCUGAAUCACCCAGCAGUUCCCACUGCAGUGGGAAGGGGCAGCAUCACAGCCAGGGUUUAUUAUUCGCAUGAAUGGAUUUCUUAAAAAUCCCAGUGUAACUUAAUAAUGUAAUAGGUAAACUAGAACUGCAGGUCAGUUUGAAAAGAAACUGUGAGGGAGUUGGGAGGGCAGGAGUAUAAAGGGUAAAAGACUAUUUUAUGUUGGGGGGGGAAAGUGAUCUUUACGUUGGCUGGUCCAGAGUUUACAUGAAAUGCUUCCAAGCAGGAGAACUCUUAAAGAAAAAUAUAACCUUUCUCAGAAUUAUUUUUUGGGAAAAACCCAAUCAUUUAAAAUGAUUGUUUUUAAACAACAAAAGUGGAAGUACUCGGUAUAAGUAUAUAAUUAGCUUGGAUAUAUUGAUGCUGAUGGGCAAAAAAAAACAACACACGUCUUCAACUUAACGCUGCUCAUCCAAAGUUGCCACAGAGGAUGUUUUCAGUGAUAAUUUUGUUUCUACACUAGGUAAAAUCUGCUGUUGUCAGCCCACAGAUGCUUCCUUAAGAGCCCCUUUCUUGCGAUGAUGUACUUAUCAAAACAUGCUUGAUGACUGGUAGGGGCCUCCUGCAGAGGAAAUUUCCAUUUCACUGGGGGAGGGUUAGGGGCCUAAAGGAUUUAGAGGCCAAAGCACAAACUUGUGUUUAAAAUCUGUAACAUCAUUUAUGGUAGAAUCUUGUCUGCUGGAGGCCCCGCCUGGAAGGAGGAAAUUUUUCUCCUUUAGGAUGCAUAACUGGCUGACCCUGACUGGCUGGCUGGCAGGGGGUGGUGGGGGGGAACCUUGUGAAUUUUUGAAAGAUGAGUAAUUUCUUUGGAAUCCUUCCUCCUUCCACAAUGAAGCUCUCCCACCUCCUGGUGCCCCCAUUUUCUCGAUGCCUGCUGCUGCCCGCCUUCCUCUCCAGGAGUCCACAGUUUUCCACCCUCCUUGUCCAAAUCUCCCACUCCCAGGGCAGCUGCUCUUCUCCAGGUGUGAGAAGGAAGUCAUCUGUUUCACUUCCACACUUGCGUGAAUUACUGUAUAACCCCCUUAACUUCAGGGAGCUAUUUUCAUUUAUUGCUAAAUAGGCAAGAAAAGCCCAAGUGAAUUUCUAAUUGUUGAGAUUUCAGGCAGGGUAAACAAGGUAAAGUAUAAACAUCUCAGGAAUUUGCAAGAAGUUACAAGGAGACAUUAGAAACCACCCAAUCAGCAUGUGUACCUGCUGUGCUUGUCUGUUUCUGGAGGACUUACACUUCCAGAAGAAGGACUUUCACCUGGGAGUUUGCUCACCAGGUAGAGGCUCACGCCCCAAUACCUGAGAGUCUUAUUUAGUCGUCAGAUCGGGAUGAAGCCUGGUGACCUGUAUUUUACAAGCAUCCCGGUCCUUAUGAGGUAAAUGGGCCACUGUGAGGACCACCACCCAUUUCUCCUUCUGCACCUUCUUUUCUCUACUUCUGAGCCCACCUAUCCUCUAGGAGGGACGGGGAGAAAAUGGGCAGAGAUUAAGUCCGUGGGGACUAUUUUAUGCCAGAAAGUACACACCUGAAGCUUCAGACAAGUCACUUAGCCUCUGUAAACUUCAGUGUCCUUGUUAUAAAAUGGGGAGACUGGGGCUGAGCUCAGCAGCGACGCUUUUAACUUUAAAAACCUAUCUGGGUUUCUUAUAACACAAAUAGACAAUCCUCCAAGAAUCUGACACUGAAAAGAAUUCGGAGGAAAACAGGUAUUUGCCCAUGUGUGCCUGUGAUGGCAGUGCAGGGCUGUCUGCACAGGUACAGAAUUUAUUUUGCAUCUGACGAAACAAAGGGGAAAAAAAACCAUUAGAAAUAAAACAUCAGGGGUUUACAGCAAAAACAGCAUGGUAUUCUCUAGUUACAUGUGCUAGAGCCCAAUUCUUUUAACAGCUGGUUUCAAACACUGUUUCAUUCCAAGAAAAAUUGUUUUAAAAAAAGAGUGGAGGGGAAACUGGUCAUUAAGUUGAAAAAGGCUAUUUAAUAAACUGGGUAACUGCUGUACAUAUUUACUAUUUUUUUGAUGUAAUAUACUGAUAAUAUUGGAAGUCAUCCUUUUAUUUUACUCUGCCUCCCCUUCCUUAGAUGAUAAACACUAAUCUGAGGUCACAUACCCACAGUGAGCUUGCAAGCUCUGGCAAGCCUUGCCUUGGAGGAGCCGCCUUGACGGCACUGUUUCCAUGAAGGAGUUGGAUUACUAUAAACUAAAAAAUUAGCCAUUUGUCUCUGCACCAUUUAUCGCACUGGGGCAGGGUUUCUCAGCCUGGGCACUACUGACGUUUGGAGCCAGGUAAUUCAUUCUUGCGGGGGCCUUACCGGUGCAUUGUGGGAUGUUUAGCAGCAUCCCUGGCCUCUGGCUGUGGCCUCUGCCUAUGAAUACCAGACACUCCCUCUCCACCUCAUCGUGGUGAUCAAAAAAUGUCCCGAGACAUUGGCUGACGCCUCCUGGAAGGCAAAAUCACCCCGACUGAGAACCACUGCUCUAAGCAAGUGGCCUAAAUAUACAACUUCUGUUACCAGAUCACAGAUUUGAGGCAGAGGCUCUAGUGAGGAGUAUUUCUCAAGCACUUUUAAGCAAAGGUUGAGUAUUCAUCCAAGAAAUUAAAAAAUUAUUUGAGAAAAAAAGCUCUGUAUUCCUAUUCAGCCAUACUUUUAUUUUAAAAGUAAGUAGAAUAUGGGGCUUAAAAGAUGUCAUCUUCAAAGUUUCCAUUUCAUAAAUGGUGUACAGACAAUAUGUAUAGAAUGUGAUAAGAAUUGAGUUGCUUCAUGCAUGGCUGCCACACAAGCCUUACAAAAUAGUAAAGUAGAACAGUCUGAAAAAAUUGCAUUGAGAUUUGAAUUUGUGCAUUGUCCAUUUUAGCAGCAAAAUGAGAACUGGACAGAUUCCUAGCUGGCUGUGCUAUUUUUAUAAAAUAGUAAAAGUUAUUAACUGUGAAAAGAAAACUAAAACCAAUUUAUCACAAUCACACAAGUGACUAUACUACAAAUUAUUAUAGAAGGUAUAAUUUUCUAAUGUAUCUAUUCUGAUAUACAGCUAUAAUGCAUUAUGACAGUCCCAUAAAUUAAGACAUUAAGCAGAAAGCAUUAAACAGGAUUCCU